Molecule: messenger RNA, 155 nt
Organism: Entrophospora candida
Lineage: Eukaryota; Fungi; Glomeromycota; Glomeromycetes; Entrophosporales; Entrophosporaceae
Source: the annotation of a GenBank genome assembly
AAAUUCAAAAAGAAGAAAAUCAGGCUUUUAUGACAUGGAGUACCACCAGUAUCAUAAUGUCUACAAAGGACGAUAAUGAUAACAAUGAUGGUGAUGAUCUAAUGGGUCUGACAAAUAAUUUAAACGAAUCAACAAAUACCGGAUGUAUUAAAGAU